CGUGCUGGUUUAGAAGGGAGGAUCAGAGGUCGCGAGGCCGGAAGGCGUUCUUGUCCGUGACCUAGUAGCUAUGUAGUUGUGGGGCUGGCGCCUUCCCGCAAAUUCUGCAAGAUUCUUGGGCUCUACUAGGGUAGUAGCCUCAAGGACUCCUUGUCGCCGGCGUCGGGUCCCCUGCUCUCUGAGCGGAACCGCCGCCAUGUUUGGCUGUUUGGUGGCGGGGAGGCUGGUGCAAACAGCUGCACAGCAAGUGGCAGAGGAUAAAUUUGUUUUUGAUUUACCUGAUUAUGAAAAUAUCAACCAUGUUGUGGUUUUUAUGCUGGGAACUAUCCCAUUUCCUGAGGGAAUGGGAGGAUCUGUCUACUUUUCCUAUCCUGAUUCAAAUGGAUUGCCAGUAUGGCAGCUCCUAGGAUUUGUCACGAAUGGGAAACCAAGUGCCAUCUUCAAAAUUUCAGGUCUUAAAUCUGGUUUAACUAUUUGUAAAGUGUUUCAAGAGACAAUGAGGAAAUGGCUCAAUGCCUCAGUCAGGGAGAAUUCCAGUGACAUCUGCAGUGGAGAAUUAUAUGGAAAAUGGGAAACAGAAGAGGCCAAGAUUGGAAGAGCAGGAGAAGGAAGCCAACACCCUUUUGGAGCCAUGAAUAUUGUCCGGACUCCAUCUGUUGCUCAGAUUGGAAUUUCAGUGGAAUUACUGGACAGUCUGGCUCAGCAGACUCCUGUAGGCAACGCUGCUGUAUCCUCAGUUGAUUCAUUUACUCAGUUCACACAAAAGAUGUUGGACAACUUCUACAAUUUUGCUUCAUCAUUUGCUGUCUCUCAGGCCCAGAUGACACCAAGUCCGUCUGAAAUGUUCAUUCCAGCAAAUGUGGUUCUAAAAUGGUAUGAAAACUUUCAAAGAAGACUAGCACAGAACCCUCUCUUUUGGAAAACAUAAUUUGAAUAAAAUAAUUUUUACUGGA
Choloepus didactylus (southern two-toed sloth) is the source of this 953-nucleotide messenger RNA. RefSeq names its product heat shock protein nuclear import factor hikeshi (gene HIKESHI). Gene Ontology annotation, molecular function: Hsp70 protein binding; nuclear import signal receptor activity. The record is from RefSeq and is a predicted model, not a curated record. Bases 197 to 928 code for a protein of 243 amino acids. Gene Ontology annotation, cellular component: cytosol; nucleus. Gene Ontology annotation, biological process: protein import into nucleus. Lineage: Eukaryota; Metazoa; Chordata; Mammalia; Pilosa; Megalonychidae. The transcript has 6 exons.